Colletotrichum truncatum is the source of this 1302-nucleotide messenger RNA. RefSeq lists its product as uncharacterized. NCBI's taxonomy places the organism in Eukaryota, Fungi, Ascomycota, Sordariomycetes, Glomerellales, Glomerellaceae. The record is from RefSeq and is a predicted model, not a curated record.
AUGGACAGACUUAUCCAACUAGGAGCUCUCGCUUGCUUGUACCUGGGCGCUGAGUCCAAGGCAUUGAGAUGGCAGGACGACACCCCGAGCUGGUCACCUCCGAGAGAGACCAUCGCCGCUAUGGACAUGAUGGAGCUCGGAAUCAGUCCCGUCCCAACUGCGGCGCCUGACCCGGCCAAUGUCGAGCUUAAGCUGGCGAAGCGUGUGAGAGGCGAUGAUACUUGUGGUUACAUCUCUGGAGAGUCCACGGCGUCCAUCUACUGCGAAGUCGGCACCUGCGUGAUUAACAGCUUCUACUCCGUGGUGGGCUGUUGCGCCUCCGCUACCAUGUCGGACUGUAGGAUCGCAACAGGUUGUCUGCCAUCAAGCUCAUCUAGAUUCUACACCACUAGUGACUCCUUGAUGCUUUUCUGUAACGCCGCUUCGGCAACCGAGUGUGCUACCUACGUGUACUCGGAUCCCGUUUUCACCCGGUACACCCUUUACAACUGCAACAGCGUUGAGAAGCGUGUUGUAGUCUACGCGAACCCAACCACUCCAGCUGGCGGUAACAGCCAGACCCGGAGCCCCAUCACCGAUCCUACCAACACCCCAAGCCCUACUACCAUCUCCCCAGGACCUGCCACGACAUCAGCGACUCCGCCACCAACUGGCGGCGGCUCCUCCACGCCCACGGGCGCCAUCGUCGGUGGCGUCGUCGGAGGUCUGGCCGCCAUUGGUCUCAUCAUUUUCGGCGUUGUCUUCCUUCUCCGAAAGAAGAAGAAGAACAACGGGCCGGGUGACAAUAACAACGGCCAGGUGCCCCCCGUCGCAUAUAACCCGCAGCAGCCCCAACCUGGCCAGCAGCCGCCUCAAAUGUACCAGGCCCCGCCACCCCAGCAGCCGUCGCCGGGCGGAUACGCUCCUCCCGCACCCGGGGUCUACCCAACUGGUUUCGCUCCCGUGGAUAACAGACAGAGUAUGCUUAAGCAGCCAUACGAUGUCACGACCGGCAACUACGAGCAGAACAACGGCAUCAGCCCGCCCGCAAGUCCGCCACCUGUUAGCCCCUCACCCACCUAUCAGUCUGGAGUCCCAGCCUAUGUGCAGUCCCAAGGCAACGGCCCCAGCCCAACCCAAGCUGGAUAUCCUCCACCUCAGCAGCAACAGCAGCAAGGCGGCUACUAUAACGCGCCACCGGUUCAGACACAGCAGCAACCACACCAGCAGCAGACAACCACACACGCACACCAUCCUCACCACAGCUACGCUUCUGAGCUGCCAGCUACGAGGGGCGAUGGCGAGUUGCGUGAGUUGGCAUAA